AUGGCGACCCGAUCUAGUUCACGGUUGAGCAGUCUUCGCGUGAAAGCCGAACAGGACCCUACAACCACCACAAAGACAACCACGACGAGCAGCACACGAGGCACACGGAAGACGAUAGUCAAGAACGAAGACGGAGAGCCCGAUGCCGAGACCCUGGCGCGUCUAAAACUGGAAGUGGAUGAGCACCGUAAGGCACUUGCUGCCGAUGCGAAGAAACAGCGGGCGUCAAUGAAACGCGAUAUUACCGCCAUGAAUGUCUCUUCUCUGCCCGCUUCGGCGGCGGCGGCGUCGACGUCGACGUCGACGUCGAAUGGAGGGGGUGGUGGUGUGAAAAAGAGCAAGUUUGCGACAAAGGAGCCGGUUGGGUGGGAGGUCACGUUGGAUCGGUUAAGGGAGUUUCGACUUCAGAAUCCGGCCCCUGUUGAUACUAUGGGGUGUGAGCGGCUUGCUGAAGUUGGUGAUCAUAUCCCUCCUGAAGUGAGCAGGUAUCAGACACUGGUGGCACUGAUGCUGUCGUCACAAACCAAGGAUACAGUGACAUCGGUUGCGGUGCGGAGGUUACAGAAGGAACUCAAGGGUGGACUGACGAUCCAGUCGAUUCUGGAUGUGCCCUCAGAGGAACUGAACACGAUUAUUGGCGCAGUCGGGUUUCAUAACAAGAAGACGAUCUAUUUGAAACAGGUGGCCGAGAUCUGUCGAGUUCAGUACAAUGGAGACAUCCCGGAUACUGCAGAGGCCUUGAUUGCCCUCCCAGGCGUUGGACCCAAAAUGGCAUAUUUGACAUUGCAAUGUGCCUGGAACAAAAACCUCGGCAUUGGUGUUGACGUACAUGUUCACCGCAUCGCAAACCGCCUUGGUUGGGUCAAGACUGAGAAAGACGGACCCGAGGGAACCCGCGAGGCGUUGCAAUCGUGGCUCCCGAAGGAACAUUGGCGGGAGAUCAACCACAUUAUGGUCGGGUUCGGACAAGUCUUGUGUUUGCCCCGCGGACCCAGGUGUGCAGCCUGUCCUGUUCAGGAAAGAUGUCCCUCUGCGACUGGGAUCACCAAACACCAAAAGAAGAAGAUGGUGCUUGAGGCUGCGAUCAAAGAAGAGAGAGAGGAGGCGUUUGGGGAGGUUGAAAUCCAUGCAGUUCAUACCAAGACUGAGGAUGAAGCUGACGACAAGGAGGUUGUGAAGAAGGAGAAGGAGGAGGCUGGCGCGGCGAAGGUCAAGAAUGAAGUAGUGGAGGGUGACUCGAGCCCGUACUUUGCUCAGGAUGCCGGAUCUGUUAAGGUCAAGGAGGAAGAGGAGUCGGGGGUCAUGGCGUCUUCCUCAGAGGUCAAUGGAAGUAAAGUUAGUCAGUUGAAGGAUACGAGCCAACUGGAGAAGGAAUCUGCAGACAUUGAGGAUCUCAUCCCAUAG
Messenger RNA from Linnemannia hyalina, 1404 nucleotides. The record is from the annotation of a GenBank genome assembly. NCBI's taxonomy places the organism in Eukaryota, Fungi, Mortierellomycota, Mortierellomycetes, Mortierellales, Mortierellaceae.